Ctenopharyngodon idella (grass carp) is the source of this 2973-nucleotide messenger RNA. It is a transcript of the gene cap2, whose product is annotated as cyclase associated actin cytoskeleton regulatory protein 2. The record is from RefSeq and is a predicted model, not a curated record. The coding region runs from base 161 to 1588 and encodes 475 amino acids. Gene Ontology annotation, molecular function: actin binding; adenylate cyclase binding. The transcript is spliced from 13 exons. Lineage: Eukaryota; Metazoa; Chordata; Actinopteri; Cypriniformes; Xenocyprididae. Gene Ontology annotation, cellular component: cytoplasm. Gene Ontology annotation, biological process: regulation of adenylate cyclase activity; cell morphogenesis; cytoskeleton organization.
UCCCGGAAGCGGCUGCCGGGGCUCAAUUGAGUGACAGCAGGGAGCGCGCCGGGGACGCAGGACCAGACCUCCAUAGCCGAUCCACAUCUCGCUUUUUCUAAAGAAAACGUGAAAGUAAAACCGGGAUACCUUGUCAGAGGUAAUAUUUCGGACCGCUGUCAUGGAAGCACUGGUUGAGCGUCUGGAGCAGGCGGUAGUUCGUCUGGAGGCGGUGGCUGUCAAACUUCAGCACUGUCCUGGGGGCGUGGCCAACGGUGACAUCAUCAGUAACAUGAUCAACGGAGGUGAAUCCCAGAGCAUGGAGGCGUUCGACCUUUUGCUGAGCGGUUCAGUGUCUGAAUAUGUGAAGACCAGCACAUCUAUUGGUGGAGAAGUGGCAAAGCAUGCAGAAAUGGUGAACAAUGCCCUGCAGAUCCAGCGUGCUUUCCUCAAAAUGGCGAUGACACACCAAGAGCCAUCAAAGACAGAGCUGGCCGACCUCCUCAGACCCCUCUCCGAACAGAUCCAUGAGGUCCAGAGCUUCCGGGAGAAGAACCGCGGCAGCAGCCUGUUCAACCACCUGUCUGCCGUGAGCGAGAGCAUCCCGGCUCUGGGCUGGGUGGCUGUGUGUCAGAAACCAGGGCCGUACGUGAAGGAGAUGAACGACGCCGCAAUGUUCUACACCAACAGAGUCCUGAAAGAUUACAAAGACACCGACGGCCGUCAUGUGGAGUGGGUGCGUUCCUAUCUGAGCAUCUGGACUGAGCUUCAGAGCUACAUCAAGGAUCAUCACACCACUGGCCUCGUCUGGAGCAAGACCGGUCCUGUAGCCCCUUCCUCACUGUUCAGCGCUUCAUCUGAUGGUCCAUGCCCUCCUCCUCCUCCUCCUCCUCCACCAGGACCUCCUCCAGUGUUCCUGGAUAACAGCGCUGCUCCUGACGACACAGCAGCCCAACACUCGGCUCUGUUUGCACAGCUCAACCAGGGCGAGGCCAUCACUAAAGGUCUAAAGCAUGUGUCUGAUGAGCAGAAGACCCAUAAGAACCCUAACUUGCGCUCUCAAGGAGAGAGGACACACCAGGACUCUCCGGCCAAACGUCCCAGCGCGUCUGUCCGUGCGCCUGCCAAGAAACAUUCCCCUGUGCUGGAGCUGGAAGGGAAGAAGUGGAGGGUGGAGUACCAGGAUCAGUCUCGUGACCUGCUGAUAGAGGAGACGGAGCUCAGACAGGUGGUGUAUGUCUUCAGCUGUAACAGCUCCACACUCCAGAUCAAAGGCAAAGUCAACUCCAUCAUAGUGGAUAACUGUAAGAAGCUCGGACUCGUGUUUGACAAUGCGGUGGGAAUCGUUGAGAUCAUCAACUCCAGAGACGUUCAACUUCAGGUAAUGGGAAAAGUUCCUACAAUUUCCAUUAACAAGACCGAGGGCUGCCAUGUCUACUUGAGCAAGGAUUCACUCGACUGUGAGAUUGUCAGUGCCAAGAGCUCAGAGAUGAACAUCCUGGUUCCUGAGGGAGAAGAUGAUUAUAGGGAGUUUCCAGUUCCAGAGCAGUUUAAAACGGUUUGGGACGGAUCCAGUCUGGUGACAGAGCCCACAAAGAUUGCUGGUUGAUUCUUUUCCAGCUCGUCAUCUCUUUCCUCCUACCCAGAAUUCUUCAUGCACUUUCACUGGAUCGCUCUGUUAGCUCAAACGUCAGAAUUCAUACAUUGUGAGUUGUAGUUUUAGGGUCAGAAAAGUCAGUUUAAGAGCAAAAUAUAAACAAACAAGUUCCAUUUCCCCACACCGCUUUAAACAAAUCACUGUUAGAUAUUUUACUCCUUAAAUUAAGCAGCAAUAAAAAUGCAUUAUUAUUAUUAUUACAUAUUAUGUAUUACAUAAAUUAUUAUACAGCAUUAUGUGUGAAUAUGGGAAUUUUUCAGUCAACGACUCAAAGUACUAAAACUAAAACAGUAAAAAAAAAAAAACAAUUUUGUUGCAUGAAAUAAAAUAAAAUAUAUUUAAAAAAAGUCAGCUAGUUGCCAAUUUCUUAUUUUCACUUAGUUUAACUUUAUGUACUAAAAUAUUACUAAAAUAUAUUAAUAAAACUAUAUAGACAAAAAAAUUACUAACAGAAAAUAAAAAAUAACUAAUUCAAAAUAUUAAUAAAACCUAUAAUAGUAUUUGAAUUAUACUAAAAUAACACUUUGAUCAUUUUUUUUCUCUAAUUUUAAUCAAUUUAUUAAUGUUUAAUUUUUUUUUUUGUCUUUUAAAUCAUAUAGUACUUUGUGUUGGUGUCAUAAAUUCUCAUGUUUAGUAAUAUAGAUCAAAUAUUUUUCAGUAUAUUCAGCUGUAACUCGUCUUUAUACCGGUCCUCUGUGUUUUGCGGCGUCACACGUGACAUUUCCUACCGUUUACAGAUCCCAGUUUCAAUUCAUUUCAUUUUUCUUCUGCAAAAAACAUGUUUAUUUGGCAACAUUAACAUGUGCAAUCAUGGGUCAAUCAAAUCUCUUUUUGUUUUACGAGUGCGAUGAUAACUGGUCUUUGUUCUGCAAAUGAAUGAGUGCCUUUGGGGAUAUUUUUAUAAGGUUUUAUAUUAUUUUAAUAUAGUUCAAAAUGACAUUGCUUAAUUUUAAUCAUAAUCUCAGACCGUCUAUUUCUGAAAUGGACUCCUGUACGUCAGAAAUGUUUGUAUUGAUGGGCACCAUGUCGAACUUCAUUUGUUCUAAAUUGUUUCCUAGUUGGAUCAUAAAUUUACAUGCUUUAAAUGUUUGUUCAACAGGCAGGUCAUUUUGAAUGUAUGCCAACAUGUGUUAAUAUGUAGCAUUCUUCAGUCCUUAAAAGGGAAUCAUGGUACAUUUGCUUGGUCAGUAAAUGAUCCACAUUUAAUAAACAUAAAAUGCACAUUUAUAAAUGAUGCAUAAACACAGUAGAACGUGUACACUGUACUAAAUCACACUGUACUUUACCAAAGUAUUUUCACAUGAAUUUAAUCAAAUAAAGUAAUUGUGCAACUGUUA